This is a messenger RNA of Aspergillus glaucus CBS 516.65, 1038 nucleotides long. RefSeq names its product t-SNARE syntaxin. Gene Ontology annotation, molecular function: SNAP receptor activity; SNARE binding. Gene Ontology annotation, biological process: endoplasmic reticulum to Golgi vesicle-mediated transport; intracellular protein transport; vesicle fusion. Lineage: Eukaryota; Fungi; Ascomycota; Eurotiomycetes; Eurotiales; Aspergillaceae. Gene Ontology annotation, cellular component: Golgi membrane; endomembrane system; SNARE complex. The coding region runs from base 1 to 1038 and encodes 345 amino acids. The record is from RefSeq and is a predicted model, not a curated record. The transcript is spliced from 4 exons.
AUGGCCGGCCCGUCGAUUCAGGACCGCACAGGCGAAUUCCACGCCAUCCUCGGACAAGCACAGAAACGCCUCGCCUCUAACAAGAUCGGAUCUCAACGACAAGCACUGCUGUCGGACGCACAACGGAAACAGGCGAAUGGCUUUGGUGACAGCAAUGGACAUAGGAGGUCGGAGUUUGCGAGAAAGGCCGCGGAGAUUGGGCGGGGUAUUACUGGAACUAUGGCUAAGUUGCAGAGACUAGCUGAAUUGGCCAAACGGAAGACACUCUUUGAUGACAGGCCCGUCGAGAUCUCCGAAUUGACCUACGUUAUCAAGCAAGACCUCGCAGCGCUAAACCAACAUAUUGCCGGAUUACAGGCGCUUACUUUGUCGCAACACCCCAAGUCCGGCAGAUCAAAAACAGACCAGGAGGGAGAGCACAACGACAAUGUUGUUGUUAUGCUUCAAGGAAAACUCGCAGAUGUCGGAGCCAACUUUAAAGAAGUGCUCGAAGUUCGGACGAAGAAUAUCCAGGCAUCACGAUCGAGAACAGAAAACUUUGUCUCCUCCGUAUCCUCGAAAUCACAAUCUGCUUUAGAUACACAACGCUCCGACUCGCCGCUAUACAAUCCAUCCGGAAGACGCACACCUACACCGGGAUUCCAAGGCAGCCAGUCGGAUCUCUUGACCUUAGAACCGUCCAACCCCUCGCCUCUCGGACGCCCAUCGAUGCAAUCCGACCAACAACUGCUUGUCAUGGAAGAAGCGCAGUCGAGUAACACAUAUAUCCAAGCACGCGGCGAAGCAAUUGACGCCAUUGAACGGACCAUUAACGAACUGGGUGGAAUCUUCGGCCAACUAGCCCAGAUGGUCAGUGAACAGUCUGAAAUGAUCCAACGGAUCGACGCAAAUACCGAAGAUGUCGUGGAUAAUGUGCAAGGAGCGCAACGCGAAUUAAUGAAAUACUGGACCCGGGUGUCUAGUAACCGGUGGUUGAUUGCUAAGAUGUUUGGUGUGUUGAUGAUCUUCUUCCUUCUCUGGGUGUUGAUAUCUGGAUAA